CUUCCCUCCCCCUCCCUUCUUGUUCUAAAAGAGAGAGAGAGAGAGAGAGAGAGAGAGAGAGGGAGAGAGAGGGAGAGAAAGUUUUGAGAAUUUUACUUUUCUAUUCACUGUAGUCCUGGCCAAAGUAAAGCCCUCUUUUACAUUGACGUCAAGAUCUUUACUAAGAUUAGGGUUUCAUUUCUCUAUUGCAGCAAUUAGCCAGGGAAUGUAUAAAAGGCUUGAGGGAACCAAGCGAGGACUCCAGAGGAAAAGCACUUUGUACCACAGGCAGAUAGCGAGAGGCAGAGAGACGGAAGAGUGGCAGGGAGAGAGAGGCUGAGCAGAGCCAGCCCAGCCAGCGAGGGAAGAGCAGAAAGUUUGUGUGCAAAGACUUUCCUCUAGAGCCCUCCCUUGACAGGAAAAAAAAGUAUUAUUUCACCUGAUAGCUCCGGUAAUAAAAGAAUGAGAAAACUACUGAAAUAGGAGAAAAUUAGAGGAAAGUUAGCCUGUUCCGUUUCAAUUUUAGAAUUACAGGCAAUUGGCAGCCCAGCUCUCUCUCUCUCUCUCUCUCUCUCUCUCUCUCUCUCUCUCUCUCUCUCUCUCUCUCUCUCUCUCUCUCUCUCUCUCUCUCUCUCUGUUUAGAGGACUGCAAAGGGCUUCUGGCUAAGUAAAAACAACAGUAGUUUGAGUUAGAGUUUUUGAAAAAUUAAAAGCAGCUCAGGGUGGAAAAACGUUCAUGUUGGCGUGGUGCUUCCCUUUUUCUUUCUUUUUUCUUUUUCUUUUUCUUUUAAGCGGCUCUACUGAAGUGAGAACUGAGCCAACUUUGAAAGAGAGCUAACGGAGCACUAUGAAUUUUUAAAAAGCCCCUUAUGUUUUAUUAUGUUUUAUUAUUGUUUUUCAUGAGGGCACACAGGGUAUGAAAAGGGAACUCAGAGGAACUCCUUGAAGAGGAAGAGCAAGCAACAUGGGUUUGUUAAGCAUUGACCUGUUGAUCACACUUCAGAUCCUGCCGAUUUUUUUCUCCAACUGCCUUUUCCUCGCCCUCUAUGACUCGGUGGUCCUCUUGAAGCACAUGGUGCUUCUUCUCAGCUGCUCCAAGGCUGCACGUGGUGAAUGGCGAAGGAUGCUCACAUCAGAGGGCUUGCGCUGCGUCUGGAAUAGCUUUCUCCUAGAUGCCUACAAGCAGGUGAAAUUGGGUGGAGAUGCUCCUAAUUCCAAUGUCAUCCACAUACCUAAUGGCACUGUUGAAAGCAGCAGCAACAACUGCAGAUGGAAAAGCUCCAUGGGAAAAUAUGGUAGUGAAUGCCAUCUCUUAGACUUUGCCAAAUCAGAGCGCCCACUUGUAAUCAACUUUGGGUCAGCUACCUGACCUCCCUUCACAAACCAGCUGUCUGCCUUUGGCAAGUUGGUGGAAGAGUUCUCUAGUGUGGCUGACUUUCUGUUAGUCUACAUUGAUGAGGCUCACCCAUCAGAUGGCUGGGCUGCUCCUGGUAUCUCAUCUUCAUUUGAAGUCAAGAAACAUAGGAACCAAGAAGACAGAUGUGCUGCUGCUCACCAGCUUCUAAAGAAGUUUUCUUUGCCACCGCAGUGCCAGAUAGUGGCUGAUUGCAUGGACAAUAAUGCCAAUGUGGCUUAUGGAGUCUCCUUUGAGCGUGUAUGCAUUAUACAAAGACAAAAAAUUGCUUACCUGGGGGGGAAAGGCCCUUUUUUCUACAAUCUUCAAGAGGUUCGACUUUGGCUGGAGCAAAACUUCAGGAAAAGAUGAAAUCCAAAUUUACCAGAUAAGAAGUCAAGAGGACUGUCCUUUUAAAAUAAUGCAAAAAGAAAACAAGUUGCAUUUUGUUUUGAAUAGGAUUUUUCUGCUUUUGGGGACAAAACAGGCCUAGUAAAAAGUUUAAAUGCACAAAGUGGUUACAAACAACAAUGAAUUCUCAGUUGCUCUCUGAAAAAGAGCUGAGAUUUUUUUUCCUUUCAUAGAAUAAGACUUCUGAGUUUUUUUGUGCCAUGAGAUGUAGAAGCACCCAAAACCAUUAUUUCCAUAAGGUUUAUGAAGAAUGAGAUAAAAAUCACUUUGUCCUUCAGAAAUCAUCCUGUUACAUUCCAUCAUAGCAUGUUCAGAAUCUAAAGCUUGCCAGUUAUCAUGAAACAAUUAUUUUAGUUUGUUGUAGUAAAGUACCAUUUGGUAGAUAUUCCAGAUUCCAGCAUCUUCUAUAAAUCAGAUAGUUAAUUGCUUUCUUAAUUGCUAAAAUAAGAACUGGUAUUCACUCUGCUUUAAUACUUUUUGUUUUUGCAAUGUAGUAUAGCUUGCAAUUUGGAAAUCUUUUACUUUGAUUCUAACUCUUUCAGUGUUUCAAAGACAAAGAAUUCUGUAAGAGCAGGUUAUACCCUAACUUGCAUUGCAUGAUUAAGCUGAAAUAUCUCCUAGCAACAGUCAUCAUGGAAAUUACUUAGGCUGUUCUGAAUCUUAGUUUAUAUCUCCCAAAGUGAAUUUCUUAAUAAUUUUGAAGUAGUGAAGACUAUUGUGUUUUGAGCCAAUUCAGAGAAUCUAGCUCAAAUGGAUUUCUACCAUUCGUUAUCUAUAAUAGAAAUAAUUUAUGUUGAAAAACUUGUCUCAAUCAACUGACAGUUUCUUUUGUCUGCCCCAAACCCAAUUCUCAGAAUUUUGUUGUGAAAAUCACUAUUAGACUUAUUCUGUCUGAGCCUGGAUAUAUCCAGGACAAUUAUGCAAUCAGGUGUGCAAUUGAUUUCUCCUAUCCAAUUCCUAUAACUGUUUUGUGAAAAGCAUGCUUCAGUAAAUAUCACUUAUUGCAAAAAAAAAAAAUAGCUUGUGCUUUCUGCCAGCAGAAACUAAUUUUUGAAAGUAAGCUCUUCAGGCGAAAAACAUUAACACUUGAAGUAUUUUCUUUCAACUUAAACUUAGCCUUUAAGGCUCAUCUCAUGGCCAUCUUAUUUCUCAUUAUCACAUUAUUUGGGGGUGGGACACACAAGGAUUUCAGAGGGUGCAAACUACCUGUAAAUCUUCAUCCUUUGUUGAUUCCCACAUGGAGCUUUCACCUGGUGGAUCAUUACAAGUGAAAAAGUGGUUGGGAUCAUGGAAGUGGUAUGGGUUGGUAUUUUGUAUUGGAUCACAUAAGGAGCAAUCAUGAGAACAUUACCUUGCAUUCUUUCUGCACUGAGGUAAUGUCUGAGCAAUGUAUUGCAAGGUUAUCUCCAUGUAAGAAAAAAAAUAUAUUGUGUGUAUCACCAUCUUUUGGGAACGUUGAUGGGAGAAUGCCCAGAAUCAUAUCCAAUAUAGAAACAAACUUGUUUUAUGUUAAGCCUGGAUGCAUGGAUGGAAACUUUCAGACUUGCCUUCUUCUUCUUCUUUUUCUUCUUCUUCUUUUUUUUUUACAAAUUCAACAACAGUGCAGUUAAUAUUAGCUGUUAAUGUAUAAUUUUUUUAAAAAAAAUAAUUUAUUGCAUUUGAAAAUAGUGCAAGUGGUGUAUCUUUCUGUGAGGAUAAAGAAGGAGAAUGAAAAAUGAAAAAAAAAAUGAAAAGGGGAAGACAUGCUACUUUAUUGGGACUGAGAUUUUAUUCAUUAAUUAAUGUGGUUGGCUUGAUGCAAUUCUUGUUGAUGCAUUGUUUGCCCUUCAACCCAAUAACCUGAAAUUAGCUUUUAAUCACAUUAAUUUAAUGUGAAACAGAUUUCAGCUUUAGAACUGAUGAACUGCAGAGCUGUAGAAAGCUAAAUCCUUUGUCCACCUUCCAUUUUAAAUAAUAAUAAUUUCCUCUUAAAUACUAAUUUUGGCCUCAUAGCUACUAUCCCUCUUCAUCUGCCUGUCUCUCUAUCCCACCCAUUAAAUGGAUGACAAAAAUGGAAUGAGUGUUAAUGAAAUAGUUGGGAUGUUCGAAUUUGGAAGAAGAUGACAAAGUGGAAUGGUUUUGAGAGAAGGCUGGGUGGUAUUUUCCCAAUAGAUCUUCUGCACAAAAUGCAUUGAAAUAAGUAAAGUGAGUAGAGUAGCCCUGUUAGCACAAUGGAUCCAUUUGCCCAUUUUUAUUCAAAGUGCAUAAAGAUUGUGAAAGAAAAGAGAAGGGGUAAAAGUCCUUUUCUGAGGACAAAACUCAGAGAAGGGCGAGAAAGCAUUAACAAGCAAUUAAGUUUUCACUGCUUCCUUAUGGUACCAUUGUUCUGAUAUUGGUCAAGAAUUCUUUUAAUACACAAUACAUGUUUUAGAUUAUGUUCCCCUCCAAUGAAAGGAUACAAACUUGACAGUGGGAUAUGAAUGCUAUUUUUUUUUCUGUGUCCACUUUUUUCUUUGCUUCUCUUUUACAGGAGUACAACACAUGGGCACACAAUUAUAGAGAAAGAUGUCAGAGGAGCCGAGAAUGAAUGUACUAAAAGGCUGACAGAUGGUGGAUGAGGAGGUAGCAUAUGUUGUUACAGUUUGAAAAAUUUAAGGACUUGGUGAAGGUAUAGAGGCAGACAGUUGCAGGAAAGUAGUAUUUUAAUUUAGGAUGGGGAGCAUUGCUAAAAUAUGAAACUAGCAAUCAUUAAUAUAAAUGAAAUGCUCAUCUUUUCAAACAGUAACCUGUUGGCAGGGACACAAAACAUAUUUCUUAGCAAAUAAUUUCAGUGGCAUUCUUUUAAAAAUGAUCUUCCAGGGAGCAGAUUCCCUAAUGUUUCUCUUAAAUUGGUUUGGUUUUUUUUUUUUUUUUACUUCUCCUUACUUUGCCAUUAUGACAUACCGGUAGUUCUUGACUUAUGACUGUAAUGGAGCCUGGAAUUUCUGCAAUAUGGCAUGUUGAUUGUAAGUCAAGGCCACCACAGGACAGACCCAAUUUUAGCACCAUUUUUGUGGCAGUAAUUAAGUAAAUAUGGUGGUCAUAAAACAACCCUGAAACCAUUAAGUGAAUGCUACAGUUAUUAAGCGAAUGCCAUAAUUGUUAGGUGAACCAUUGUCUGCAAUGGCAGUUUUUGCUGGAAACCAGCUGUAAAUGCUGAUUUCUGGUUUAAAAGAAUGUAUAAAUCACAGUUGUGUGAUGGUGGGACAGAUGGCCAUAAUGCAGGCAAGUUCACCAAUGCCCAAAAUACAAUUAUGUAACUGCUGGGGGGGGG
Pantherophis guttatus is the source of this 5075-nucleotide messenger RNA. RefSeq names its product iodothyronine deiodinase 2 (gene DIO2). The record is from RefSeq and is a predicted model, not a curated record. NCBI's taxonomy places the organism in Eukaryota, Metazoa, Chordata, Lepidosauria, Squamata, Colubridae. Gene Ontology annotation, molecular function: thyroxine 5'-deiodinase activity. Gene Ontology annotation, biological process: thyroid hormone metabolic process.